AUGGAGCAACUAGACAUUGAGAAGGGCGUGGAGGACCUUCGUGGGAUCCUACAUGAGCACGACAGUCGUCAGCAAGUGGAGGAAAAGAUUAGCAGACUGAAGAGUGAAAUGCGGCACAUCCAGGGUGCUUUGGAGGAGGUGAAGAAAAAGCGAGAGAAUUCAAGCGGGGUGGUGCAACAUGCCGCAAGAACUCAUCACCUGUCGCUUGCCAUCCACCUGUCUUUCAUGCUAGAAGAGCUCUCUGGAAUGCAGAUUGACAUGCAUGACCGACACAAGCAGUAUGUACGCAAGGAACUCAUGAUAACGACAGGUCAUGAUGAGAGGAAUGAGGAAGAACUGGAAACUCUCUUAGAGCAGUCCACAGAAAUCUUCACACAGAAUAUCAUCAAAGAAACGCAGUUGGCACGGCAGCAGUUGCAGGACCUGCAGGACAGGCAUGAAACAGUCAUUAAAUUGGAGAAAUCUAUAACAGAACUUUGUCAGUUGUUCCAGGAUCUGGCAUUGUUAGUGCACCAACAAGGAGAAACCGUCGACAGAAUAGAGUCGCACAUGUUUGAAGCGCAGGAGAGGGCCACCAAAGCCAAAGAACAGCUGCAAGAAGCCGUUGUCAACAAGAAGAAAGCUAUGAAAAAGAAAUUCAUUCUAUACAUGAUCGGAGCGACCUGCCUACUCGUUGUGGCUCUGAUUAUUAUAUUCAGUUUUGUGGGCUGAGGAAGGCAGAGAUCCCUACCCAGCAUUGCACCCGUUGCAUCAUUGAUCAAGAGGAAGGAAAUAAAUUGUCAGAGAGUGAUAUCCACGUUGUAUGUUUUUAGGGUGAAUAUUUAUUUAGUUUAUUAUUCCGAAUGAAAGAAUUACAUUUUGCCAUGGGGUCGGUCUUUAGGAAUGUGUGGUUGGGUUUGAGUUGUGCAUUUUGCAUUUUAGAAAGUCAAAAUAGUUAGUCUGACUGAUAUAUUAUUUAAAAGGUCAUGCUUUGUCUAUUUGGUAUCCCAUAAUCCAUUUUGUUUUCUUUCUUUUUUAUGAGAACUGAAAUCGGCUCUAUAUUUUGUACUAAAUGAGAAGAUAAGAAUUAUAUUUUGCACAAAUUUAAAGAAUGACUAUAUAUUUUGGAAGAAUUAUUAUUAUUAUUAUUAUCAUUAUUAUUACUAAUAUAUAUAUUUUUUAAAGGUAGGUUAGAAAUAUUUACCACACCAUCGAUAUUUUUGUGAUAUUAGGAUAUGUAGAGAAGAGAAUGUAUAAUAUUGCAUAUUUUUCGAAUUGACCAUGUAUGGUGUACUGGAUUAUUUUUUUACCAAUUUGACCUUUUAUGUUGCACAUGAAAGAUUAUUGUUCUAGGAAUCUUCCAGGUAAGAAAUCUGUAUAAAGUAUCUAAUAUUACAGUUGUAUUGAUUUUGAUGAUUUGGCACAAAGCGAGUAAGCUGCCAAAAACCUGUAUUGGUUUGUUUUCUCCUAAGGGCAGAGAUGUCUUCAUGCAUUGAUGAUGCACAAGAAACUAAUAUAGAAUCUCUCUAAGAGAAGAAUGUGUUCAUAAAUUAGUGGAAGAUAUAUUUGUAUUGAUGCAGAUUUCUUAUUAUUGUCAUUAUUAUUAUUAUUAUUAUUAUUACAAUUAUUAUUAUUACAGUCAUUAUUAUUACAAUUAUUAUUAUUAUUAUCAUUAUUAUUAUUAUUAUUAUUAUUGUUAUUAUUAUUAUUAUUGAUGUUGUUGUUGAUAUUAUUAUUAUUGUUAUAUUAUUAUUAUUAUUAUUAUUAUUAUUAUUAUCAUUAUUAUUAUUAUUAUUAUUAUUAUUAUUAUUAUUAUUAUUAUUAUUAUUAUUAUUAUUAUUAUUAUUAUUAUACCAGACUGAAUAUCUGUUGGCAAAUAUAUUUAUUUUGUUUUCAUUAAUUUUACCUUUAGUCACAAGUAUGCACUUGGAUACAGACCAACACUUUUUCUUUUCUCGAACUUCCUUUUUUCUCUCUUUUCUGCAACAUUAUCUUUCCUUUUUUGUCUCUUCUUUUAAAAAAAUCUUUCUGUGAAUUAUUUUGUCUUAUGAUAAGGAAGUAUGUGAUGUUUGUUAGAAAGCUGGUGUGAUCAUUGAUGUUUUUUUGGCUUCAUCAUUUAACAUAUUUUCCUAUUUAUAUAUCUAUUUCUCUUGGUGAUCAAGAGCUUCAUGCCUUAUAUAGUUAUUGUCUGAGUGUGUUUCCUAUCUUACAAAGGAGAGUUUUACAAGGAAUAUGGAGGGUUUUCCUCAAAAGAAAUAACAAUAUCCUCAGGAAAGUUGUUUUUGUAUCCAGAUAUUUCUAUAUGCAUUGCAUACCCAGUUUGAUAUUUGUUAGUUGAAGAUUGUGGUAUUUAGUUCUCAAUUGUUCUACAAGUUGAAAAUUUCACUUCAGCAGAGCAGAGGAUAGAAAUGACUAAAAGAAAAAGAAAAUGUAGAACAUAUUUUCAUUCUAGCAACAUAUAUACUUCCUCUUCUUUUUAUAUGCCUUCAGCUUUGCUUUCUUCUCUUACCUUCUCUUAUUCUUCUCUCUAUUUUCUUUUGUUCCUUUAGUUUGGGACCCAACUGUUGCAACUAUAUUUUUAAGAUGUUGAAGUAACAGCAAUAUAUUUCACAAAAGUGCUUAGAGGCCUUGCCAGACAUGGUAUGGCAACUCAUUAAGCUCCAUUCCUCAUUGUUGUUCCUGGUGAUGUUAUUAUGUUAAUAUCAUUUUGUUCUUAUGUCUUAACCCUUUGCUGACGGGAUGCCAUGGCAUGGCGGGACCAUCUGCCGGGGGCACGUACGCACAUGCCAUAGAGUAUGUAUGGACAUGCCAUGAUUUUUUUUUUGGUUACAAUCACGGCAAAAGAUUAUUUUUUUGCCAGUGAAAGUGUGAUUAAGUCGGUUUUAACACUUUCUCAUUUUUACCAUGCAACAAACAAAAAAAUGCAACAAACCGACGAUUUCAACUCCAUGAUGCCGCACAAUGCUUAUUUUAUUCGGACUAUAGACCGAAUAAUGAUCAACUAUGGAGUCUAUAUAACAACAAAAAUACCCUUCAGUCUCGAUUUAUCAGGAAGUUUGGCAAGUAGAGACUGUAAAAAAUAAUGAAAACUGAAAAUACAACAUAUCUUCGUAGUAUUACGAAGAAACGGCAUGGGAUGCUGGUAUUUGGCAUGAGUGGUCGCGCAUGCUAGGGCGACGAUAUAAGCCCCCGGCAGCGAGGCCCCGGCCUCUAUGAAUGCUACCCGUCAGUUAUGGGUUAAUUUGUUCAUGAUUUGUAUAAUGGUUCGAGUGUAUUGCAGGUGUUGAAGGCAUUGUAUUCAAUGACUUCAGGUACUCACUGUUAAUAUAGAAAUUGUUUUGUUUGAGCAUCAUGAAGUCUUCAGAAAGAAAACAUUAUGUACUGUGUUCUCCCAGGAACAUUGUCUCUCUUCUUUAGAUAUGUUGUUAGAUUUCUUUUUAUUGUUAUUAGUGAAUAACAGAUUUGUUGUCAAUAUUUGCCAGGGACAAAGUGAUUUUUUUCUUUCAAGAGAAAACCACACUUUGUUUCCUUUUGUAUAUUUGAUAGUUAAAGCUGUUAUAUAGUAAUCUGUAUAGUUGAUGAUAAUUUAAAAGUUAGGACGAUCUUCAUUAUUCAUUAAUUCAUAAAUGUGCAAGCAACUAUCAUUUAUUUUAUUUUUUCUUCUUUCUAUUUUUUUUCUUCUUUUUAUAGGGGGAUGAUAUCUGUUUAUCUUAUAAUUAGAUUUCUCAAUUAAUUAACACUUUUAUAUCAUAACAGUUACUCAAAAUUGUUUCAUGGUUUGAAUAUAUUGUUCAUAUUUGCAAAUUUGUAAAGAUAGGAAAAUUUUCCUAUACAAGAGCAAGGAAAAAUUAUUAUCAUUUAAUUUUAACAAAGGAAUUAUGUGAAAUUAAUUGAAUUUUAAGAACAAUAACAUUGCAUUAUAAACUACCAUGUUGGUAGUAUUAUAUUUGAGUUUCUUAAUUGUAUAACCUAAAUACAAACUAAAAACAUGCGUCUCACUUCCACAAUCAGACAUCACCUGUUUCAUGUGCCUUCAAAUUAUUGUGCCUCUAUUUAUUAUUUUUUCAAAUACCGAAUAAUUGGAUGCUAAAACGGUAAACUUUUAAUCUGCUUUUAAUCUCAAUAAGCAACACUUGGAGAGAAUUAGAAAUCAUAUGAAAUUCUUCCUAUCUGAGAAAAAGCAGAUAAGCAGGAUUCUAUGCAUAGAUAAUGAAAGUGCUUGUGUUUUCCAUUUACCAUUUUUCAUGUGUGGUUUCGUGCCCUUUAUGUGUAUGUGUAUAUUUGAAUGAAUGUGGUUGAAAAUAUGGAACAAUAAUGAUUUGAUACAAUCUGCAAUUAUAUGUUUUGUUUUAUAUAUUUGUAUAUUUUAUGAGAUAUAAGAUUUGUGAUCUGGUGGCAGCUUUUAUAAAGUUUAAACCAAUGGAAAUUUUUCUUUUGUAUGCUUGAUUGUCAAAGUAUGAAUUAAUGUUGACAUAUUGAAUUUGUCAUUAUUUUUUUUUUAGAAAUGCUAGGUUAAAAUAUUGGUUAAUGACUACCAAGCUUUAGAUGUUAAAACACAAGUAUUCCACAAUUGUAUUUUAGCUUCCAUGUAUGUGUAUUAUAUAUAUAUAUAUAUAUAUAUAUAUAUAUAUAUAUAUAUAUAUAUAUAUAUAUAUAUAUAUAUAUAUAUAUAUAUAUAUUUAUUCAUUAAAGCAAAUCUGCUGGGAAAUCUAAUCUUUAAGAUUAGAAAAACAUCAUAUCAAAUUUGAUAAAAACAGCAUAUUUAUUGGCUUGAAUGUUCCCAGCUCCUUCCUCAGACAUAAUUUCCACAAUAUCCACAUCAUUCAUUCAUUUGCAUGCUAAGGGUUAAUGUAGCAUGGUAGUAAAAGGGUUAAUGUAGAUUUAUAUUUGCACUUGUACUAAAUACCUUGACUUGGCCUAUACAAGGGACCAAAGACCUGAAUAUAACCUGGUGCCUUAAUGUGUAGUUGUUAAUGUUUCUUGAAUGACUGAAUCAUGCAUGUGUGGUAAUAAUGCAAUAAAAUGUACUUAAUCCUGAAAUACUUAAUGCAUUUGUGAUGAAUUAUAUAAAGCCUUGUUUUUUGUAUCAUCAAUAAUUAAAAUUGGAUAUAAUGGUA
Messenger RNA from Penaeus monodon (black tiger shrimp), 5096 nucleotides. Its product is annotated as syntaxin-1A-like. Gene Ontology annotation, cellular component: plasma membrane; endomembrane system; SNARE complex. Gene Ontology annotation, molecular function: SNAP receptor activity; SNARE binding. NCBI's taxonomy places the organism in Eukaryota, Metazoa, Arthropoda, Malacostraca, Decapoda, Penaeidae. The record is from RefSeq and is a predicted model, not a curated record. Gene Ontology annotation, biological process: vesicle fusion; intracellular protein transport; exocytosis. The transcript has 6 exons. The coding region runs from base 1 to 711 and encodes 236 amino acids.